CUUUGUGGUGAUGCAGAUUUGUCUGUAUCCGGUUACAGCUUUCUUGAAUUUUUUUUUCUUUUGUUUAUUUUUGGAUUUUUUUUUUCUUUUUUAAACGGAAGGGGGAAGAGAGCGGAGCGGAAACGGAACCGGAGCAGAUAGAGUCGAAGUGAGGAGGAAAAAGGGACUCUGGCCGAAGCGUCGUGUUCCGUGCGGCCUCUUGUCUCAUCCUGUGGGCGGAUUGUGUAAUGCGAAGGGCAGCGACAGACUAGGAGAAGGGAAUCUCGCGCCGGACACAGAAACCAGAGACUCCGCUCCUGAGAGAAGUCAGACGCCUAGCAGCGCGGCCUCCGUGUGUGACCCCGGGCCUCCCGCUCCUCCGUGACCGCAGGAUGGCCUCGGCUCUGUACGCCUGCACCAAGUGUAACCAGCGGUACCCGUUCGAGGAGCUCUCCCAGGGCCAGCAGCUCUGCAAGGAGUGUCGCAUCGCUCAUCCUAUGGUCAAGUGCACGUACUGCCGAUCCGAAUUCCAGCAGGAGAGUAAAACCAACACUAUAUGCAAGAAAUGUGCGCAAAAUGUUAAGCAGUUUGGGACGCCCAAGCCUUGUCAAUACUGUAAUAUUAUAGCAGCGUUCAUUGGCACCAAGUGUCAGCGCUGCACCAACUCAGAGAAAAAAUACGGACCUCCACAAACCUGUGAACAAUGCAAACAGCAGUGCGCUUUUGACCGGAAGGAAGAAGGUAGAAGAAAGGUUGAUGGGAAGUUGCUGUGUUGGCUUUGCACGCUUUCCUACAAGAGGGUUCUCCAGAAGACUAAGGAGCAGCGGAAAAGCUUGGGCUCCACCCACUCUAAUUCUUCAUCCUCUUCUCUUACCGAGAAAGACCAGCAUCAUUCUAAACACCAUCAUCACCACCAUCAUCACCACCACCGGCAUAGCAGCAGCCACCACAAACUAAGUAGCCUAAGCCCUGAAGUAGACCAGGGAAUUUGGAAGCAAAGUCAUAAAUCCACUACAGCAAUUCAGAACGAAACUCCAAAGAAAAAGCCCAAAUUGGAAACCAAGCCAUCCAAUGGAGACAGCAUGUAUUAUUUUAGUAGUUCAAUCAAUCAGUCGACGGACAGCGGCGGUACAGACAACUUUGUCCUUAUCAGUCAAUUGAAAGAGGAAGUUAUGUCGCUGAAGCGUCUCCUGCAGCAGAGAGAUCAGACGAUUCUGGAAAAGGAUAAAAAGCUUACAGAACUGAAGGCAGAUUUCCAGUAUCAAGAGAAUAAUUUGAGGACAAAGAUGAAUGGCAUGGAAAAAGGUCACAAAGAAUCUGUGGAGCAGUUGCAGGGCAAAAAUCGAGAAUUGCUGAAGCAGGUCGCAGCUUUAUCCAAGGGUAAAAAGUUUGAUAAAAGCGGCAGCAUCCUGACCUCUCCUUGAGGACCUGUCUAGCUUGGAGGACUCGGUUUAGUGUUUUUUUUUUUUUAUUAUUAUUAUUCUGUGAAGCCCUUAAAAAUGAUCUAGUAACAAGGGAAUCUUCUAGCCUUUAUCUUUUAGUUAUUUACCGGACUUAGUAAUCAAUUUUAAUGAGACAAAAAGCAACUUCAACUGGCUUGAGGACAUCUGGUUAUUUCUGCAGAACGCAUCGCGCCAUUUUCAGAAAUGCAUACGGCAAUAAAACGUAAGCUAAACAGCUGCUGGCCUUGUGCUAUUAGGCGGCUGACAUCUGCUGUGACAAAUACACGACUACAGUAUUUGCUUUUAGGGGAUGAGAUUAUUUUUAUUUUAUUUUACAAUCUCCUCACCGGAUUAUUGCUGGUUCUCAAACCUCCCCCGUCCCUUCACCUUCUGAUGACAAGACAAAAACAGCUGCUUUGCCAGUGGCUCUGUUCACACUGAUGUUAAAAUUUCCUUUUUUUGGCUCUGUCAUUGGAUCAGAGAAAAGAAAAUAACUGCUGGCUGGUUUCAUCAUACGACAGGCCCAAGUGGAGGUCCAUCAGAUUUCCAUCAUGGUGUCAGUCAGACGUAUGAACAGAGCCAUGAAGGGGUUUUCUGGUAAUAGACAUUGAUGGGCUUUCCUCAGGAUAUGUCAUCAGUAUCUGAUCGGUGGGAGUCCGACACCUGGCACCUCACCAGUCGGGCAGCCUCUGGAAACUAUACAGUGGGUGCAAGGCUCCGUCCACUCUAGUUUUGGGAGCUCAGACAUAGUACCCCGACACGCCACUAUAUGGGACAAAACAUUCUGCCUCUCUCCACUUUAUAGUUUCUGGUGCCUGCAGCCAGAAAUAGCUGAUCGUGGGGGGGGGGGGGGGAGCGGGGUGUUGGACCCCCACGGAUCUUUUGUUGAUGACCUAUCCAUCAAUAUCUAAUGAAAAACCCCUCUUUAGUCAGUAUAUAAAGUCUUUCUAUUUUAGUUAAGAAUAAAUGAAAAGUAUUUAAAUAUAAAUCCUUGUGAAUGAUCCCCCUUUACAUACAGUUUUAUCUGUUUCAGGGAAACUGGAGCAAAGCUUUUUUACCUUUCCAGCUCUCUUGGCCUAAUAGACUCCUUACAAGAGAGAUUGAGACAGGCAAUUACUGCAUUUCCCAGUGACAAGACAUCUAAGGGCUCUAUGACAGUGCCCGCUAUUCGAGCAGGACUAGCGCCAAUGGCUGACAAACAUGGCACUCGUUUGCAGCAGCCCAUUACAACGGCCGAUGCUAAGUGAAUGUGGGAGGAAUGAUGGCUGUCAUAGGCGUUCCUCUCUCAUUCCGUUCUGAUGGAUAUGCUGCCCAAUCCUGAUGAUAGAUGCCAAGCAGUUGCUCAUUGAUACGCGGCGUGAUUUUAUACUGGCCAAUUACUGGGAAUGAGCGGUCCUAGGAAGGCUUGUUCCCCAUAAUUGUCCCCAAAAUCAUUAGGUGUAAUAGGGCCCUAAGUGCUUUAAUGACAUCCAGCUAUUCCAGAAACAGGUCAUCUUGACAGGAGGAUCAUUCAAGGACUUGUAUUUACUUAAUAUCCACCUACUGGUACAUUCUGAGGAAAUUAUUUCUUAGUCUCUACUAACUUCCAGAUUUUCUGAUACAGAGCUCCGAAUCCCCAGCCUAAUUCAUUAAAUUCUGACUU
Bufo bufo (common toad) is the source of this 3063-nucleotide messenger RNA. It is a transcript of the gene FAM76B, whose product is annotated as family with sequence similarity 76 member B. The transcript has 10 exons. Lineage: Eukaryota; Metazoa; Chordata; Amphibia; Anura; Bufonidae. The coding region runs from base 372 to 1403 and encodes 343 amino acids. The record is from RefSeq and is a predicted model, not a curated record.